UGGUGGACCUAUGACAGGUGACCGGGAUCAGAAACGAGGCAGGCUGGCCGUCUGUAUUGCUGAGAUCAGAACCACCAGAGAAAACUUGCAAGGCUGCUGUUUGAGAUGACUGGAGAGUAUCUCUGGAUUGAAGGGAUUCCUUUCCCAAAAACUACUACCGAAGACCUGAGAUCUCUGCAGGAUCAGUUUGUGGUGAGGGAUGAAGACGUCAUCACAGUUUCUUACCCAAAGUCAGGAACUAACUGGAUAAAGGAGAUUGUCAAUCUGAUCCACACCAAGGGAGAUUCCAGCUGGGUACAAUCUACUCUCAGCUGGGAACGUUCACCGUGGCUAGAAGUAAAGGAGCAGCUUGAUCUCGUUGUGAAUCAGAAAGGCCCACGCUCCUACACCUCCCAUCUCCCCGUUCAAUUCUUCCCCAAGUCAUUCUUCAAGUCCAAGGCCAAGCUCAUUUACAUCAUGAGAAAUCCCAGAGAUGUUCUUAUUUCUGCUUAUCAUUUCAAUAAGACAGUGAAAGUCAUCAAAAAUACGGAUUCAUUUGAAGAACAUUUUGAAUGGUUCCUUCAAGGAAAAGUGAUGUUUGGCUCAUGGUUUGACCAUGUUCGUGGAUGGCUGCAGAUGAAAGGGAAAGAGAAUUUCCUAGUAAUAUCCUAUGAGGAGCUGUAUCAGGACAUAAGAGCCAGCGUAGAGAGGGUCAGCCAAUUCCUGGGUGUGAAGCUAAGUCCAGGAGAACUGAACUCAGUCCUCAAGAAUGUGUCCUUCCAGGCCAUGAAGGACAAUAAAAUGAGCAACUUCUCUCUAGUAUCAGAUGCCUAUAUGGAUCACAGCAAAGGAAAACUUAUGAGAAAAGGAAUCACCGGGGACUGGAAAAAUCACUUCACAGUGGCCCAGAGCGAAGCCUUCGAUCAAGUUUACCGAGAGAAGACGGCCGGGCUUCCCCCGGGUCUCUUCCCAUGGGACUAAUGGCCUCGUGUGCCUGCAUGUGGUCUAAAUGCCGAAACUUCCUGAGGUCUUUGGGUCCCGGCCUGCUCAUACAAGCCAGCUUUGUGUUGAAUGUUACAGUGCAUUUGCACUUAAUUGACAAUAACCGUGUUCCUUUUUACAGGUUUGAGCCAUGUCAGCUUCAAAAAGUUCUGGAAUAGUAACGGUCAGAAUAAUAAAGAAAACAAUGUUUUAAAGCUAA
Pteronotus mesoamericanus is the source of this 1180-nucleotide messenger RNA. Its product is annotated as sulfotransferase 2A1-like. Gene Ontology annotation, cellular component: cytoplasm. The record is from RefSeq and is a predicted model, not a curated record. Lineage: Eukaryota; Metazoa; Chordata; Mammalia; Chiroptera; Mormoopidae. The transcript is spliced from 6 exons. Bases 106 to 960 code for a protein of 284 amino acids. Gene Ontology annotation, biological process: sulfation. Gene Ontology annotation, molecular function: sulfotransferase activity.